ACCAAGCCUGCACGCAGUGGCGUCCUCUCGCAUGAGUCGCGCGAUCGUCUGUUGUUAGUGCUGUAGGAAUCAAGCAAGAAACGACAAGACGUGUUGCCACCGUUGCAGUUACACCUGACACCAUGAGGGAACAUUCGAUAAAGCGAGGCUCCGACGACCUCUUGUCGCAGACGGGCGCAGUGAGCAAUGGCUCAGUAAUGAGUCCGCAGCCAAAUCAUGCGGACAACAACAAUGACGCCAAGAAGGUGAAACUGGACAAAAACAAUGGCAAACCGUCCAAGGUGAUACACAUCCGCAACAUCCCUAACGACGUGACAGAGGCUGAAAUCAUCCACUUGGGGAUACCAUUCGGUCGAGUCACCAAUGUGCUUGUCCUCAAAGGAAAGAAUCAGGCAUUCCUGGAGAUGGCUGACGAGGUCGCAGCGUCCACCAUGGUGAACUACUUCACAUCAUGUGUGGCGCAACUUCGCGGCCGAGCAGUCUAUGUGCAGUUUUCCAACCACAAGGAACUCAAGACCGACCAGACGCAUUCCAACGCGAACGCGUCGGCACAGGCUGCGCUGCAGGCCGCUUCCGCCUUGUCUGGUCAGAACGAGACCCAAGGCGGACCAAACACAGUACUCCGUGUCAUCAUCGAGCACAUGGUCUAUCCAGUUACUCUAGAUGUGCUCUGUCAGAUUUUCACGAGAUUUGGCAAGGUUUUGAAGAUAGUCACUUUCACCAAAAACAAUACGUUCCAAGCUUUGAUUCAGUAUCCAGAUGUAAUCACAGCUCAAGCUGCCAAGCUGUCUUUGGAUGGUCAGAACAUCUACAACUCGUGCUGCACUCUUCGGAUUGAAUACUCGAAGCUAACAAGUUUAAAUGUGAAGUACAACAAUGACAAGAGUCGUGACUACACUAAUCCAAGCUUACCUACUGGAGAUCCUGGCCUUGAUGCAACACUGGCUUUGGGUGGUGAGCUGUUGCCACAGCUACUUCUAGGUGGUGCUGGUGGAGCUCGCCAUCGUGGAAUUGGUCAAGAUUCAGCUACAGCAGCUGCUGCCCGUCUCCCUCCACCAGGUGCUCCAGGUGUCCUGGCUUCACCAUUUGCAGCCAUGCAUGGUCUUGGCUCACCGCUUACCUCGCCGUAUGGCAACUCCGCAGUUGGAGGUCUGGGAGCAGCUGGGAUGCCUCUAGCUGGUUUCCAGAUGGCUGGUGCAGCAGCAACCACUGCUCUUGGUGGUGCUGGAAUUCGCUUGGCUGGCUCACUAAAUACUGGUGGAUGUGUACUGCUUGUCAGCAAUCUGAAUGAAGAGAUGGUCACGCCUGAAGCUCUCUUUACCCUAUUUGGUGUGUAUGGCGACGUACAGCGUGUGAAGAUCUUGUACAAUAAAAAGGAUAGUGCCCUUAUUCAGAUGGCUGAACCACACCAAGCUCACUUGGCCAUGACACACUUGGAUAAAUUGAGAGUCUUUGGGAAGCAGAUACGUGUAAUGCCUUCCAAGCAUCAGACAGUUCAGCUGCCAAAGGAAGGACAACCAGAUGCUGGCCUUACAAAAGAUUUUACAAAUUCGGUUCUGCAUCGUUUUAAGAAACCUGGCUCCAAGAAUUAUCAGAACAUUUAUCCACCAUCACCAACGCUUCAUCUUUCCAACAUUCCCCCAACAGUUUCUGAAGAAGAAAUUAAAGAAGCUUUUACAAAGAAUGGCUUCACUGUGAAAGCAUUUAAAUUUUUCCCAAAGGAUCGUAAGAUGGCACUUAUACAGCUUCCUUCAGCUGAUGAUGCUGUUGCAGCUCUCAUUAAAAUGCACAAUUACCAGCUGAGUGAGUCCAAUCAUCUGAGAGUCUCGUUCUCAAAGUCCAACAUAUAAAUACACCCAAAUGUAUUAUCUUCGAAAAUGUGUCUUGCGUGUGAAUUAAGAGGAAAUGCUGAAUUUAGGUGUACGAGCCUGAAUUUAAUGUGUGUGCUUUCAUACUUUGAUGGUACAUUGUAUUUAUCAGGGAAAGACGAUUCGCUAUUUUCAAAACAUUGCAUAGCAAAUGUAAGGAAAUGCAAUGAAGGGACAAUGAAUGUUAAUUGGAAAGUCAGUUUUUAAAACCUUACUGUAGGACAUAUGUUUUACUCAUGUCAAUUGAUCAUUAUUCUGCUACUCAUGAAUUAGAUGCACAGAAUUUAAUUUCUUCCCUUUAUAAAAUUAAAAACCACAAAUUCAUUAUGGAAGGAGUUGAGCACUUGAUAUUAAAGUGACAUAUUUUAAUAGCUGUGGUAUAACUUACAACAUUUCAUUGAUGGAUGUAUAUCAUUUAUGUCCAACCAUUUCCUAUUUUCUUCCUACCCAUCAUUCUUUUGCACUAAUUCUUGUGUUUCACUGUUGCGUUCACAGCGGUCACUUUUUUGCUGUUUGUGUACAAUUAGAGUGAAACAGGGUUGGCUAGUUGAUAUACUUGUAGCACAGUUAUUAAUAGUAAUACAACAAGGAUAGUGUUUCCUUAUGUGUAUACAUAUAUGUGUAUUGUCCAUUAUAUUCUUGAUACCCCUUUAUAUUACAAAGGUGACGGUUGUACUGAAAUUUGUUUCUGUUCAGCAUCAGAUGUUUAUUGGACAGUGACUCUGACAUAUAUCUUUAUGCAUUUCUUUACUUUUCCAAUGAUGUCUGUCAGCAUUGUGUAAUAAGAUAUUACCUGAAAUGGUAAGAGCUUUCCAGCAACAAUACUGGUAAUAAAAAAGCUUAAUUUUGGUUCAUUUGUUGAUUUUUCACUUUUUAUGCAUCGAAGUAAUUUGCUCGUGUAAAAGAAUUUUUCUGUGUCCUUCCUUAUUUUCUGUGUAAUCUAUCCUUCCAGUUUUGUUCUAAGUAUCAUAAGAAGUUGUACAACACAAAGAUUGCUAUGUUAGAGUGUACUGGUUCGGCAUGAUACAUUGUGUCUGGACAAAGUAACAAAUUUCAGUACGUGAUGCUCUAUACUUUCAUGUUUGCUAAGCUGUGCUGUGUAUUGUGUAACACUGUUGGUUUGUGUGGAAGGUGCAUAAUAUUGCUCUGAAAAGACAGAGCAUCUCUUGCAAAUCAUCAUUGUCAAUCAGUUUUAUGUAUGAGUGUGUCUGGGAUUUUUGUGUUAUACCUUUAUAUUUUGCCGAAUGUCAGUUUUAUUUGCAACAGUAAACCACAAAAUAUGAAAGAGAAAGAGAGAGGGAAAGAAAGCAAGUGAAACCUACCUGACCUGUCCUGAGUUAUACACAAUAGCGGUUUACAAUAUGUGUACGGUAUUUGGAUUUAAAGUUUGAAAAUUAUAGAAUGGUUACAAAAUUGUGUUAUGUGAUCAAAUUCAUAACAGUAAGUACAUAUUAUGUUUAAACGACAUAAUAAUGGUGCGCUAAGAAGACUGCAUGUAAAGUCAGUGAAGGGUAUGUAAAUCACCUAGCCUGAUGAAUUGGAGGAAUAAAGCUAAUUUUUUUAACGGA
This is a messenger RNA of Schistocerca piceifrons (Central American locust), 3436 nucleotides long. It is a transcript of the gene heph, whose product is annotated as polypyrimidine tract-binding protein 1. Bases 123 to 1850 code for a protein of 575 amino acids. The transcript has 16 exons. NCBI's taxonomy places the organism in Eukaryota, Metazoa, Arthropoda, Insecta, Orthoptera, Acrididae. Gene Ontology annotation, molecular function: mRNA binding. The record is from RefSeq and is a predicted model, not a curated record. Gene Ontology annotation, biological process: regulation of RNA splicing; mRNA processing. Gene Ontology annotation, cellular component: nucleus.